CUAAACCCAUCAUUUUCCAACUCCUUCUGAUUACUCUCUCUCACCAAACCCCCUCUUUCUCUCUCUAAAAACCUCACCUCCUUCCUUCUAGAGAGAGAAAAACUCCAUUGUUGCUCUGCCCCCCCUCUUCUAUUUCUCUCUGUUUUUCCAUGGGUUGCUCUGCUUCAAAGCCUGUUGCCGCCGCCGCCGCCACCGCUCGUCCCUCCCGACAUUCUGAAUCUUUCUCUUCUCCUUCGGCUUCUGGAUCGGCUGGUUCUUCGCCGGCGGUUGGGCGGGCUUUCUCUCUCCCGACUCCGAUUGUCCACCACCCGCCGGCGAAGAAGGGCGACACCCACCACUUGGUUUCUCUCACUUCCACUACCUAUGGCUCUCUUCUCCUCAUUGACCGUCCAACCAAUUCCCAGUUUUCUGGACGCCCGGCGGCGGUGGCCGUCCAUGCUAAGGCUGAAAAGCCCGCCAAUUUCUCCGACCAGAUUUCCCUUUCCCCUGACUCUGUUAUCAACACAUGGGAACUCAUGGAUGGCCUUGAUGACGACGAGUUCAACUCCGAUUUUGAUCACACUCCGGUGAAGCCCUGUUCAAUUCCGGCCAAACCCAGUUCGAUCCCGGCGAAACCCACCUCGGAAAACCGGUUUGAAGGCUUAGUAAAGAAGAGUCCGGCGAAAAUGGAGGAAGAAAUCAGUUCAAUUCCGCCAUGGUCGCCGAAGAAACCAUUCUGGCAGUUCAUUUCAGAGGAAUCCCUUCUCGCAAAAUUAGAUCCAAACGUGGCUUCAACAUACACCAGAGCACUAUCUUCCCGGCAACUCGGCUUCCAUCAGGCACAAAACCGCCGUAGCUCAUCAUUUUCAAAUCAUUGGUCGCCCAACUUCCUGGACACCCAAAACAGAACAAUAGUGAUAUACUUCACAAGCCUUCGAGGAAUCCGAAAAACCUACGAGGAUUGCUGUUUGGUUCGCACAAUCUUCAGAGGGUUUCGAGUUUUGGUAGAUGAGAGGGACAUUUCAAUGGAUUCAUUCUUCAAAAAAGAGCUGCAGACGAAGCUCGGCGGGGUGGCGCCCACAAGCCUACCGCAGGUUUUCAUCGGCGGGAAGCACGUGGGUGGCGCAGAGGAGAUUCGACAAAUGAACGAGGGUGGCGAGUUGGCCGGAAUGUUGGAGGGGUUCCCGGCGGCCGGAAUGAGGUCUAUGUGUGAAAGGUGUGGGGAUGCUAGGUUUGUGCCAUGUCCUAAUUGCAAUGGGAGUAGGAAGUUGUUUGGGCAAGAUGGAGGGUUGAGGAGGUGCUCUAAGUGCAAUGAGAAUGGAUUGAUAAGGUGCCCUUUUUGUUGUUGUUCAUGAGUUCUUGAUGUAAGUGCAAAAUCGUUGGAGUUUUGCCUUCAAGAAAUGUGUUGAAAUGAAAUGGAUAGUGUUUUAAUUUUCUACGC
This is a messenger RNA of Cucurbita pepo subsp. pepo (vegetable marrow), 1420 nucleotides long. RefSeq lists its product as uncharacterized. The record is from RefSeq and is a predicted model, not a curated record. Lineage: Eukaryota; Viridiplantae; Streptophyta; Magnoliopsida; Cucurbitales; Cucurbitaceae.